AAUGACUUAGAUUUGGAAUCCUUUCUCUUCGGCUGAAGAAAAUGGGCCACACAAAAUUGUGCACGGACGUACCCAUUUCUCGCCAAACACAGUCAGAUUGCCCAAAUCCAAGCCCAUCCACCUAUUCCCAUGCCUGCAUCAACUCACUGAUUAUACACAAUCAAUCCUUCUCAAUUUCAGCUUCUCUAUUACAUGCCAUUGCCACUGGCAGCUGCAAAUUCAAUUCGGAAGUAGUAACCAUUUUCUUCUUCUCACCUGCAAAAAUGGCGUCCGAAUCCGACCACAAGGCUACAAUCAUCGACGGCAAAAAGAUUGCACAAACUGUCAGAUCUGAAAUCACGGAGGAAGUGAACAAACUCUCUCAGAAAUAUGGAAAGAUUCCAGGACUGGCGGUGGUGAUUGUGGGGAAUAGAAAAGAUUCGCUUACCUAUGUAAAUAUGAAGAGGAAGGCGUGCCUGGAAGUAGGGAUCAAGUCUUUUGAGAUUGAUCUUCCUGAGCAAGUGUCUGAGGCUGAAUUGAUCAGCAAAGUUCACGAGCUUAAUGCCAAUCCUGAAGUGCAUGGGAUAUUGGUUCAGCUUCCUUUGCCGAACCACAUAAAUGAAGAGAAAGUUCUAUCUGAAAUUAGCAUUGAGAAGGAUGUAGAUGGCUUUCAUCCUCUGAACAUUGGGAAGCUUGCAAUGAAAGGCAGAGAUCCCUUGUUCCUACCUUGCACUCCGAAGGGGUGUAUUGAACUGCUAUCGCGAAGUGGAAUAAGCAUCAGAGGCAAGAAAGCAGUUGUAAUGGGGCGAAGCAACAUUGUUGGAUUACCAGUUUCAUUGUUGCUUCUUAAAGCAGAUGCAACUGUGACAAUCGUCCAUUCACGUUCCGUCGAUCCAGAAAGUGUUAUCCGCGAAGCAGACAUUAUAAUUGCUGCAGCAGGACAGGCACAAAUGAUCAAGGGGAGUUGGAUUAAACCAGGUGCUGCAGUUAUCGAUGUCGGUACAAAUGCAGUUGAUGAUCCAACCAAGAAGUCAGGCUACCGGCUGGUCGGUGAUGUAGAUUUCCAGGAAGCUUGUAAAGUAGCUGGUUGGAUAACUCCGGUUCCGGGUGGCGUAGGUCCUAUGACCGUUGCCAUGCUGCUUAGGAAUACUCUGGAUGGGGCUAAGCGUGUGAUCGAGCAGUGAAAAAGAUACAGCCAGCUUGUUACCGAUCCUCGUGGGACUUUUUCGGAGUAAUUUCAAAAUAAAUGGUUCGUUUGUUUUGUGCUAUCUUUUUUUUGUACUAAUAAUAGUUGAUUUUUCAUUGAAAAUAAUGGAGUAAUUAAAAUCAAAUCAUAACACCCCAAUCUUGAAAAAUCUAA
Molecule: messenger RNA, 1339 nt
Organism: Cucumis sativus (cucumber)
Lineage: Eukaryota; Viridiplantae; Streptophyta; Magnoliopsida; Cucurbitales; Cucurbitaceae
Product: bifunctional protein FolD 2
Exons: 5
Coding region: 42-1163 (373 amino acids)
Biological process (GO): tetrahydrofolate interconversion
Cellular component (GO): cytosol
Molecular function (GO): methenyltetrahydrofolate cyclohydrolase activity; methylenetetrahydrofolate dehydrogenase (NADP+) activity
Source: RefSeq, a predicted model, not a curated record